UUGAAUUGUAUAUUUUUACAAGAAUUGUCAACUAGAAAGAGUAUCAUUUUCUACAAUCAGUAUGAAAGUUUCUACAAAAUAUGGAAAUAUAAGUAACUCUCUCUAUUUCAGCUAGUCUUAUUCUCAUAUUCAAAUUGUUGGUUGUGAUGGAAUGUCAUGCCUUGGAAAUACUUUGGCAAGAUAUAAAGACCAGUUUAGUCGGAACAAAUAGUUCUUCUAGUAUUCCUUGUGCUUGGAAGUUUCCAACACUUGUUUCUCAAGCAAGUACUAUGGCUUCUGAAGUACAAGCAACCUCAUCCAUCACAACGAACUCCGUACGUAGACAGUACAGUAUAGAAUGCCUAUUGCAGCUUUCUGGCAGCCAGUUUCUUGAACAUCAAUUUCCACUAUCGUUGAAUGUCUUGAAACAGACCAAUAAACGAAAAAGAGAAAAAGUCGAAACAGAGGAAAAGAAGGAAGAAAAAGUUUCCGAAUCGAAACUGCGAAGUGAAGAUAUUAUCGUAAAAGGGAAGAAUAGUUCUCUUACUUUUGAAGAUAUGUUUCUUUCUAAUGGUUUGAUUGCUGGUCUCAAGAUUUGUGGUUUCGAGAAACCUUCUCCAGUACAAGUUGCAAGUAUUCCUUAUGCCAGAUUAGGUUGUGACCUCAUUAUUCAGGCCAAAAGUGGGACAGGCAAAACCUGUGUUUAUGCAGUGGCCGUCUUACAGUCCCUUUUGGAUAGUCAAAAGAAUACAACUUUGUCUUCUUCUGUAAAAAGUAUUCAAGCCAUGAUUAUCGUUCCAACUAGAGAAUUGGCUUUUCAAGUUGCUAUGGUAUUUGAACAACUAAGGAGAGGAAUCAUAGAAUGCGAUAAGAAUGGAAUACAAAUUGUUACAUGUGUUGGAGGUAUUAGUAUGAAACAUGACUAUCAUGUUCUAUCAAAGGGUUUUCAUGUGGUUAUUGGGACUCCUGGUCGUAUCAGAAAUCUUAUAGACUCUGCUAUUUUACAUUUACAACAUAUACAGAUGUUGAUAAUAGAUGAAGCAGAUAAGUUACUUGAAAGUUGUUUCUGGAAGGAUUUAUUUGCGAUUGAACAACAUUUACCUGAUUGGAAACAAGUCUUAGCUUUUUCUGCCACUUAUUCUUCAUCUGUGCUUUCCAAACUCUAUCGCAUCAUGAAAGAACCUAGAAAGAUAACAGUAUUAGAACAAACUUUGGUAGAAAAAUUAUCCUUAGAUAGGACACCUCUCUGUGCAGAAACAUCACUUUGUGGGAUAACUCAUCACAAAGCAGAAAUACAAGGCUCAUGGAAAGGAGAAGACUUGUUUCAUAUCCAAUUGGAGACGUUGAUUUCCAUCUUUGGAGAAUUUUCAUUUCAUCAAUGUUUGGUAUUCUGUAACGACAAGUCCUUGUUAGACAGAUAUAGCAAUAGUUUAAGAAAUGCAGGAUUCUCUGCAGAUUUUACCAGUGGAGAUUUGAAUCAGUCGAUAAGGAAUGAAAUAUUUCAACGAUUUUAUACACAUAAGACACAAGUUUUGUUGACUACCGAUCUUCUUUCCAGAGGGAUUGAUUUUGUGGAUUGUAAUUUGGUUGUGAACUUGGAUAUACCUAAAACAACGGAGACUUAUUUACAUCGAGCUGGAAGAGCUGGACGCUUUGGAAGAUUUGGAAAUUGUGUUACUGUUUAUUCAUCGGAAACGCUUCCAGAAAUGGAACAGUUGGAAUCUCAACUUGGGAUCGAUUUUGCUCACUUGCUGAUUGAAAUUUCUGUUCAUGAAAAGGAAUCCUUCAAAGAAGAUAGACACAAUAUGAACACUCCAAUGGUUUUUAUUAUUACUGGAAAGGUUAUUGGUAUGGAUACUUCUUAUCUCAAUGGUACCUUUGGAAAGGAGAAACACCUCCUCCUAUAGAACAAAUCAUGCAGCAAUAUA
Galdieria sulphuraria is the source of this 1907-nucleotide messenger RNA. RefSeq names its product ATP-dependent RNA helicase. NCBI's taxonomy places the organism in Eukaryota, Rhodophyta, Bangiophyceae, Galdieriales, Galdieriaceae. Gene Ontology annotation, molecular function: RNA helicase activity; ATP binding; translation initiation factor activity. Bases 147 to 1886 code for a protein of 579 amino acids. Gene Ontology annotation, biological process: cytoplasmic translational initiation. The transcript has 9 exons. The record is from RefSeq and is a predicted model, not a curated record. Gene Ontology annotation, cellular component: cytoplasmic stress granule.